This is a messenger RNA of Dibothriocephalus latus, 891 nucleotides long. Lineage: Eukaryota; Metazoa; Platyhelminthes; Cestoda; Diphyllobothriidea; Diphyllobothriidae. The record is from the annotation of a GenBank genome assembly.
UUGCCCAUAGUUGACCCACGACCAAAGGUCACCUCGCACAAACAGGUCAGCCAACCAUCUGCGACACCGCAACCCUCUCCCCCAAUUUCCCCGGCCCCUGAAGUGUCUGACACCGCGGCGCCCCCUACAACUCCCUCCGUUACCGCAUCCGAUGUGCCCGUAAAAAAACGGGCUCAACCUCAGUCGCAACUCAACUGGAGACAACUUUUAUGCUGUGCCUCCAAGCAUCGUGAGCCAAGCAAAGCUGAAAAGACUAUAACCGCUAAGGACUCCGGUGGAAAACCGUCAUCGGCUGCAGUCGCGGUUCCCGCCCUCGGCGAUGUUGAUACUUCUAAUAACAAAUCAUCCUACAUCGAAUCCAAAACCCAGGAUGGGAGUUUAAAGGAAUCUACUGUUCCCCCCGAACCCACAGUAACAAUCCGAAACCACCGAAAAGGUCGGUUUCGUUCCUUCUUCCGGCGAAAACCUCGUCCCCACGUUCCUGAGGUUGUGCUGUGUAAAGUUACAAAGACCCAUAAUAACCAGAUCGACAAUCGGCUUAAAGUGACAGCUCCCACCCUUCUCGUCACAAGACACGAAGCCAUCAGCGAAACCACCUAUCUGCCAUAUCAAGCCGCCAGUGGACCUCCUCCCUUUGCCUUUACUGAGAAGAGACAACCCAAUGAUAAUGACGCCAAAGUUGACUUCCCAGACGACACGGGUUACGACUAUGAUCAUCCUCUUAAUGCUGAUCGGCUCGCAAAUCACGAUGAUCUCGGCGCCGACUCGGCUUCAGACGAAAGUCUUCACACGGAGGACUCGUUUAACGAGGCCUUUGAUCAGGCUGAUGUGACAUUUGCCUGGACUAACAUGGACGCGGACUAUCUUGGUCUUGAAACCUGUCUCUCAUAA